Molecule: messenger RNA, 3020 nt
Organism: Danio aesculapii
Lineage: Eukaryota; Metazoa; Chordata; Actinopteri; Cypriniformes; Danionidae
Gene: atg9b
Product: autophagy related 9B
Exons: 15
Coding region: 118-2535 (805 amino acids)
Biological process (GO): autophagy of mitochondrion; protein localization to phagophore assembly site
Cellular component (GO): phagophore assembly site; autophagosome
Source: RefSeq, a predicted model, not a curated record
GACGACAGGCGAUGUUUGUUGUCAUAUCUGUUUUUGUUGUGAAGAGCAAAGGCGAGGACCAUCUGUGCUCGGAUGGAUCUGUGGCGAACAUUAUAGAGAGGUAGAAUGUAAAACACGAUGGCUGGUUUUGAGACGUACCAGGAGUAUCAGCGGAUUGAAGAUUACGAUGAAGACUCGCCUCCAGGAGAGGAAGAUUUACUCAUCCACGUGCCAGAGGGCAGAGGAGACCCAUGGCAUCAUAUCAAGAACCUCGACAAUUUCUUUACAAGAAUCUAUCACUUCCAUCAGAAGAAUGGAUUCGCCUGCAUGGUGUUAUCAGAGUUUUUUGAACUUGUGCAAUUCCUGUUUGUGGUCACGUUUACAACUUUUCUCUUCAACUGUGUGGAAUAUGAUGUUCUCUUUGCCAAUCGAGCCGUCAAUCACACAGGUCAGAGCCUCGGGCCUCUGGAUAGGAGCAAAGUCACCCUUCCUGAUGCUAUUUUACCCAGCGAGCAAUGCACUGAGAGGAUUCAAGGAAACAGCUGGAUCAUCUUUCUCUUGAUAAUGGCGGCCAUUUUCUGGGUGUAUAGGCUGGUGAAGGUGAUCUGUAAUGUCCUCAGCUAUUGGGAGAUCCGGCAGUUUUAUAUCAAAGCACUAAAAAUACAGAUGGACGAGUUGUGCAACUUCACAUGGCAGGAAGUUCAGAACCGUCUGAUCCUCCUCCAGCGCGAGCAUCCCAUGUGCGUCCAGAAGCGCGAACUCUCCGAACUGGACAUUUACCACCGCAUCCUGCGCUUCAAGAACUACACUGUGGCCAUGAUCAACAAAUCUCUACUGCCUGUCAGGCUCCGAGUGCCCUUCAUAGGUGACGUCAUCUUCCUCACGCAGGGCCUCAAAUACAACUUCGAGCUCAUCCUCUUCUGGGGCCCGUUGUCUCUUUUCCAGAACAAAUGGAGCCUGCAUCCCAAAUACAAGCGGGCCGCGAACCGACACGAUCUGGCCAAGCAGCUCAGUCGGGUUAUUCUGCUGACUGGACUGGUCAAUCUGCUGCUCUGCCCGUUUGUAUUAGUCUGGCAGGUGUUAUACGCAUUUUUUAGCUAUGCAGAAGUGAUCAAGCGUGAGCCGGGGAGUUUGGGGGCUCAUCGUUGGUCCCUGUAUGGACGUCUUUAUCUACGGCAUUUCAACGAGCUGGACCACGAGCUGCAGGGCAGGCUGGGUCGUGGGUAUAAGCCCGCUGCUAAGUACAUGAAUGCAUUCGUGUCUCCUCUGUUGGCGGUGCUGGCCAAAAACGUGGCUUUCUUUUCGGGCUCGGUGCUGGCGGUGCUCAUCGCUCUGACGGUGUACGAUGAAGAUGUGCUAACCGUUCAACACAUCCUGACGGCCAUCACUGUGCUGGGGGUCAUCAUCACUGUCACCAGGUCUUUUAUUCCUGAUGAACAUAUGGUGUGGUGUCCUGAACAGCUGCUUCAGUGUGUCCUGGCACACAUUCACUACAUGCCCGACCACUGGAAGGGCAGCGCCAACAAGAGCGAGACCCGCGAUGAGAUGGCACAGCUUUUCCAGUAUAAAGCGGUCUUCAUCUUGGAGGAGCUGCUCAGUCCCAUCAUCACCCCCUUCAUCCUCAUCUUCCCUCUGAGGAGCAAAUCUUUGGAGAUCAUCGACUUCUUCCGCAACUUUACUGUGGACGUGGCAGGAGUCGGAGACAUUUGCUCAUUCGCACAGAUGGACAUCAGGAGGCACGGAAACCCACAGUGGAUGUCUGAAGGGCAGACUGAGGCCUCGGUGUACCAGCAGGCGGAGAACGGGAAGACGGAGCUCUCUCUGAUGCACUUCACCAUCAAGAACCCACAGUGGCAGCCGCCGCAGGACAGCUCCGUCUUCAUCAGUCACCUGAAGGAGAAAGUGCAUCAGGACGCCCAGACUGGCCCGUCAACACAACUGCUGCUGUCUGAGGCUCCGCUCUGCUCCUCGCUGCUGUCCAAUGAGUCCGGCACCGGGCCUGACAACCUGUUAGCCAGUGUUUUGGCUCACCCCGUCCUGACGGCCUCCGGUCUGCCUGGAAGAAACCGGCGCUUCGUUUCUCCCAGCAGCGCGGCGUCAGCGGCUGCUAGUGUCCUAGCAUCUCUAUCGUCUUCCCAGCAGCCUCACGCCAGCCGCUCGCGCUCACACACACUCCAGCCAUCCCGACAGCAGCCCGACGGACACAUGUACAACAGUGAGCACACGGUGGCAGACAGCAUGUCCGCUAGUGACCCCAGGAUGCUCAGUCAGUCUCGUUCAGCGCUGGCGUCGGAGUUUGCGUCUGCAGAGAUGAGUCUGCACGCAAUAUACAUGCAUGAGGUGCAUCAGCAGAAGACCCAUCAUUCAUCUGGACAGUUUCAGGCCCCUGUGCCAAUGAGGGACAUGAGCGCCAGUGCUCCUCAGACGGUCACUCUGGUGCCGCACACUUCAGGCCGUCUGGGUGGAUGGGCAGAGGAAGACGAGGAGGAGCAGGGGGAUGAAGAGGAGAUCAACAGCAACCCUGAGCUCCAGCACACCAGCAGAGGGAGCAGCUGAAGUGCCUUCAACCUGGACCUUUUUGUGUUCAUUUCUGGGAGUCGUGGCCUUACCUUGGUUUGAAAGCCUUUGAUCAAGCAUGCAUUGACGCCACACGGAUCAGGCUUUUCAUGGAGCCGUUCCUUCAUUUCAGAGGAUCUGUGACGUAAUCAACUGCAAGAGUACGUCUGUCACUUCACAACUAUAUUUACAUUAAGACUGCUGUAUGUGUGUGUGUUUGCUAUUGUUUUGUUCAUGACACGAAAGGAUGACACAUGUUUUACAGUAUUUAUUUCCAUUUCAUGCAACGUUUGUUUCAUUUGGGUUGGAGCAAGUCAUGUUUUCUGUGUCUGAUGUAAAGAUGUGUCAUGCAGGCGGUGUGUUUUUAGGUUUGAAGCGCUGUCUUUGUUUUUGAUGGAUGAAAAUGCAUCACAGUAUUGCUAGUUUCAACUUUGCGGACGGAAAAUAUCAGUGAAUGUAAACUCAUACCAGUUGCCUCAUGAAAA